Drosophila willistoni is the source of this 757-nucleotide messenger RNA. Its product is annotated as sperm flagellar protein 1-like. Lineage: Eukaryota; Metazoa; Arthropoda; Insecta; Diptera; Drosophilidae. The coding region runs from base 319 to 711 and encodes 130 amino acids. The transcript is spliced from 2 exons. Gene Ontology annotation, biological process: regulation of cytoskeleton organization. The record is from RefSeq and is a predicted model, not a curated record. Gene Ontology annotation, cellular component: axoneme. Gene Ontology annotation, molecular function: microtubule binding.
CUCAAUCAAUCGCAGCUGACCAUCUGGAACUUGAAGGACUAUAUUGGAUUUCCGAUAAGCUGAUUGAUCUUGUCAAUUAUAGACACAUAAGGAUAAAACCGAUUCUUAACCAAAACAAUAGAAAAACCACAAAAAAAAAAACAACCAAAAUUUUCUACAUUAAAAUUUUUAACCUUUAGGUUAUAUAAAGGAGAGGAAAACAUAACGUUUUUUUAGUUCAUUAAAUUGUAGUGUUUUUUUUUAAGUAAAUGUUUUGGUAAAAGUUUCGGCAUCUUUAGCUUUAUAAAUUUUAACGUUCUCUCCCCCCUCUCCGCACUGAUGGUGAUCAUGUCAACUCUAAGGGCGAAAACAUGCGAGAAAUCUUCGCUGUCUACUAUCGAGGAAUAUGAGCUUAGUCAGUGGCUAAUGCAAAAUGAUGUUAACCCGGCCAAAUUGCGGCGCACUUUUACCGAUGUUCUGCCCCUGGCACGUCUACUCUCACGCUACUUUCCCGGACUGGUGGAUGUUAACUUCUAUCCGGCCCGUAAUAGUGUGCGCAGCAAACUGGACAACUGGGAGCAAUUCAAUAAGCGAGUGCUAAGCAAAUUGGGAGUUCAUAUGACGCGGGAUGAGAUGGAUCGUGUGGCACGCAGUGUUCCGGGCUCAAUCGAACUGCUAUUGUUUAGCAUUAUGAAUGCCAGUAGUAGUCGAAAAUCGAGGAUCAACUUUUAACUUCCACCAUUUACAAAGAAUAGAAAAGGAAAAUAAUGCCCACUCA